AGGAGUGCUGAUGGGACAAUUUCUGCCGUCUGUCUUGUUGCUAUAAGGUAUAGGUACUUGCUGCUGCGGCUCCGCUAUAUAGGUAACAAACUGAAAGUAUAUCUACCUGAUAGGUGCCCCGGGCUGAAAUUAUUUAUCGGGAUGAGAACGGAUACUUAGAUAUUUGCAGCAUACAUUUCUGUUUUCACCGCGACUCCUUCAUUUCUACUUCAAUCACCUUGUCUUUACCCCGUCAUUUUAUCACCCCCGACCUGACUUCCGAUCUCAUCUUGCGACUGCAACAGCUGGCCAGCAACGCGACAAUCUUUGCUCAACAACCCUUCUACCUAACUCUGUCAACACAUUCGCUCACGUCUACUUCCAACCUCAUUCCCUUCCUCUUCUUGCCUCUGCUUUCUUCUCCCGUCAUCGACCCCAGCGUUUCGUUACCCGCUAUCGGGACAGGACUCUGAACAAUGGCGGGACACGCUUCGAAGCCGGUGGCACCUGGUUCCAUCGGAGACGGGAAAAGAAGAUACGACGAGUGGAAAGACGUAUCUGAUGGAGAGCCCCGGUCAAACCACGGCUUUGGCACGCUCUUCCCAGAGGGUUACAAGUCCAGUUUUUCUCCAAAGCCCAAAAUUUGCCACUGCCCAUUUCGAACUUGUGGACAAGCAUUCGCCGUGUCGCCGGACCUGGGCGAGCAUUUUGUAGUGAAGAUUCCAUUCCGGAGAAAUCCUACACGAUCACCUUGACGGUACAAGCUCUCUUCUUCCCCAAGAUGCCGAGUCCGCCAAGGAUGCAAA
Molecule: messenger RNA, 785 nt
Organism: Neurospora tetraspora
Lineage: Eukaryota; Fungi; Ascomycota; Sordariomycetes; Sordariales; Sordariaceae
Exons: 3
Coding region: 456-734 (92 amino acids)
Source: RefSeq, a predicted model, not a curated record